UGACAGAUGGCGGCGGGUCCCGGGGGAGCCGGCUCUCCCCCAAUGCAGACGCAUGCCAAUCACCGUCUCUCAUGUGAUAGCUGCUGCCCGUGACGUGCCAAGCCCAUAUGGCCUGGCAGAGAGGCUGGUACCCCGCCUGGUAGAGAUGCCACACUCGCUCCGCGGUCCGCAUGGCGCUCUGAAGACGCCGGCGCCCGCCGCCUUGAGGAACCGCUGCCCCCGCUCCCUGAAGAUGGGGGAACAAUGAAAUAAGCGAGAAGAUUCCUCUUCUCCCCCCUCUCUCUCUUGCCCCCCUCCCCCCCCUCCCCUCCCCUCUCCCCUUGACUCCUCUCCGAGGCACCAUGCUGACCCGCCUGUUCAGCGAGCCCGGUCUCCUCUCGGACGUGCCCAAGUUCGCCAGCUGGGGCGACGGCGACGACGACGAGCCGAGGAGCGACAAGGGCGACGCGCCGCCGCCGCCGCCGCCUCCGCCGGGGCCCGGGGCUCCGGGGCCCGCCCGGGCUGCCAAGCCUGUCCCUCUCCGUGCAGACGAGGUGCCGGAGGCCGCGCUGGCCGAGGUCAAGGAGGAAGGCGAGCUGGGGGGCGAGGAGGAGGAGGAAGAGGAGGAGGAGGAAGGGCUGGACGAGGCAGAGGGCGAGCGGCCCAAGAAGCGCGGUCCCAAGAAGCGCAAGAUGACCAAGGCGCGCCUGGAGCGCUCCAAGCUGCGGCGGCAGAAGGCGAACGCGCGGGAGCGCAACCGCAUGCACGACCUGAACGCGGCGCUGGACAACCUGCGCAAGGUGGUGCCCUGCUACUCCAAGACGCAGAAGCUGUCCAAGAUCGAGACGCUGCGCCUAGCCAAGAACUACAUCUGGGCUCUCUCGGAGAUCCUGCGCUCCGGCAAGCGGCCCGACCUGGUGUCCUACGUGCAGACGCUGUGCAAGGGUCUGUCGCAGCCCACCACCAACCUGGUGGCCGGCUGUCUGCAGCUCAACUCGCGCAACUUCCUCACGGAGCAGGGCGCCGACGGCACGGGCCGCUUCCACGGCUCGGGUGGCCCGUUUGCCAUGCACCCCUACCCGUACCCGUGCUCGCGCCUGGCGGGCGCACAGUGCCAGGCGGCGGGCGGCCUGGGCGGCGGUGCGGCGCACGCCCUGCGGACCCACGGCUACUGCGCCGCCUACGAGACGCUGUAUGCGGCGGCGAGCGGCGGAGGCGCGAGCCCGGACUACAACAGCUCCGAGUACGAGGGCCCGCUUAGCCCCCCGCUCUGUCUCAAUGGCAACUUCUCACUCAAGCAGGACUCGUCGCCCGACCACGAGAAGAGCUAUCAUUAUUCUAUGCACUACUCGGCGCUGCCCGGCUCGCGGCCCACGGGCCACGGGCUGGUCUUCGGCUCGUCGGCUGUGCGCGGGGGCGUCCACUCGGAGAAUCUCUUGUCUUACGAUAUGCACCUUCACCACGACCGGGGCCCCAUGUACGAGGAGCUCAAUGCGUUUUUCCAUAACUGAGACCUCGCGCCUGCCCCCUUCUUUUUCUUUUGCCUUUGCCCGCACCCCUGCCCCCAGCCCCCCGAGCGCAAGGGGACCCCCACCUAUCCUGGCGCCGGGCGCGGGGAGCGGGCCGCCGGUACUGACCCUCUCCUGGGCAGUGCAGUCCUCUUUCCUGUGGGUGGCCCGUCCCAGGGGCCUCGCUACCCCCAGGGGACUCGCCUUCUCUCUCCCCAAGGGGUUUCCUCCUCUUUCCAGGGGUGGUUCUCCAGGGACCCCUCUUAGGGCACUCCCUGGAGACCACCCCCCAUUUCCCAAUCCCUACACUUAAGUUUCCUCCUCCCCUUCCCCCCUGCAGGCCCAAAGGCAUUGGCAAGGGGGCAGCUGAGCUGUGGGAUACUGUUUGCCCUCUAUUGUUGUUGUCGUUGUUGUUGUUAUUAUUAUCAUUAUCAUCAUUAUUAUUAUUAUAACAGACACCGAGCUGCCGAGGCAGAAAGGAGCCGGGCGCCCCCUCUUUCUUGAAGAGGGCAUAAAUCAGGUCUCCUUAGUCUGGACCUGGAACGCCCUCUCCCCAACCCCUAGUCACAGCGUUUUGUGAUUUUAAUUUUGGCGGGAGGAAGUGUGGAUUGAGAGGAAAGAGAGAGGCCAAGACAAUUUGUAACUAGAAUCCGUUUUUCCCUUUUCCUUUUUUUAAACAAACAAACAAACAUACAAAAAAAAAAAAAAAAGCUAAGAUGCGACGGAGGCCGAACGCAGAGUCCGGAUCGGAAAGAAAACGCAGUAAGAACUUUUAGAAGCAAUAAAAGGCAAAAAA
Messenger RNA from Ailuropoda melanoleuca (giant panda), 2283 nucleotides. RefSeq names its product neuronal differentiation 2 (gene NEUROD2). The coding region runs from base 342 to 1490 and encodes 382 amino acids. The record is from RefSeq and is a predicted model, not a curated record. The transcript is spliced from 2 exons. NCBI's taxonomy places the organism in Eukaryota, Metazoa, Chordata, Mammalia, Carnivora, Ursidae. Gene Ontology annotation, molecular function: E-box binding; protein dimerization activity; DNA-binding transcription factor activity, RNA polymerase II-specific. Gene Ontology annotation, biological process: nervous system development; positive regulation of transcription by RNA polymerase II; sensory organ development. Gene Ontology annotation, cellular component: nucleus.